Molecule: messenger RNA, 6192 nt
Organism: Closterium sp. Naga37s-1
Lineage: Eukaryota; Viridiplantae; Streptophyta; Zygnematophyceae; Desmidiales; Closteriaceae
Source: the annotation of a GenBank genome assembly
AUGAUGCAAUCCAGUCCGUUGAGGUACCACCACUCCCAGUCAGAAUCGAGCGUAGAUGAAAGGGAGGAGGAAGAGGACGGUGAGACGGGUACUGAGGGGACUGAGGGGACGGAUGGGGAGGAAUCAGAAGGCAUAGGGGGGAGUGAGGAUGGGAUGAGUGGAGGGGAGGGGUGGCAGCGGCGGCAGCAGCAGCAGCAGCGGCGAAGGCAGGGGAGAAUGCGAGCGGAGCAACUGUAUGUAGAGAUUCCCCCUGAAGGGGGAGGGGGAGCGGACGAUCUCCCCCUCCCCACGCCUAGCGACGGCGGAAGCAGCAGCACGCGCAGCGUAGGCGGGGGAGGCGGAUUCCGGGGGCUAGGGGGGCUCGGGGGGUUUGGGGGAUCAGGGGGAGCGGGUGUGGGGGGAACUGGGGGGGCGGAACGACCAACGGGAACCCCCCCCUUGCCCAAAUAUGCUUCCCCGCGGCGCAGGAAGAUUACGGUUAAGGGGAUGCCGAGUCCUAGGCGGAAAGAAAGCGCUGGCGGAGCGGGAGGCGCGGGGGGAGGGGGCAAGGGCGGAAGCAGCGCGCGCAUGCUGUCCCGCAUGCUGCAUGGGGCGGGGGCAGGGGGGUUGUUCGGGGGAAAGGGCGGAGGUGCGGGGGAGGGAGGCGGAGGAGCAGGGGGAGGCAAAGGCGGGGAGCAAUUCAGCCAGAAACUAGUCAUAGAAGGCCCGGAUAGGUUUAAUCUGCUGCUGCUGGAGGAAGGGGAGUACUAUUUUAAGGACUAUGCGUGUAAUUAUUACCCCAACGGCGGCGUGCAGCGGGUUCCGGGGCACCUGAAGCUGUGCAGUGCCUCAAUAUUCUUUGUGCCCAAGAGCACUCUCGAGCCCGUGUUCCGCAUUCCCUUCGGCUGCGUGUCGGCUGUUGACAGGGCGGCGCACAUGGGAGGGGAGAGGGGCGAGGAGUUUCUGAUCAUCUGUGCGAGUGAGCGCACAGACGUGAAGGUGGGCAACCGCCACGCGCCCUACCGCCACCACCGCGGCGACUUCGCCUUUGCGUUUGCGCUGCUGUACACGUCGCUGGGGGGGGUGCUGCCGCGCGUGUCCGCUCUGCUUGACAUCGCCCAGGGCCCCUCGUGGGAGCAGCCGGGCAAGCUCAGCGCGCUGGUGCAGGAGCACGAGCAGGAGGUGAGAGGGGGGGAGGGGGAGGAGGAGGGGGAGGUGGAGGGGGAGGUGAGGUUCAACCCGGGGUGGCUGGAGGAGGGGGACGACCGGGUGGUGGCGGAGCCGGACUCCUCUCCUUUCCCCACCCACCCUAUCUCUUUGUCCCCCCACCCACAUGGUCCCCUCCACUCUCCACCAGGUGCGGUUCAACCCGGGGUGGCUGGAGGAGGGGGACGACCGGGUGGUGGCGGAGCCGGACUCCUCUCCUUUCCCCACCCACCCUAUCUCUUUGUCCCCCCACCCACAUGGUCCCCUCCACUCUCCACCAGGUGCGGUUCAACCCGGGGUGGCUGGAGGAGGGGGACGACCGGGUGGUGGCGGAGCCGGACUCCUCUCCUUUCCCCACCCACCCUAUCUCUUUGUCCCCCCACCCACAUGGUCCCCUCCACUCUCCACCAGGUGAGGUUCAACCCGGGGUGGCUGGAGGAGGGGGACGACCGGGUGAGGUUCAACCCGGGGUGGCUGGAGGAGGGGGACGACCGGGUGGUGGCGGAGCCGGACUCCUCUCCUUUCCCCACCCACCCUAUCUCUUUGUCCCCCCACCCACAUGGUCCCCUCCACUCUCCACCAGGUGAGGUGCGGUUCAACCCGGGGUGGCUGGAGGAGGGGGAUGACAGGGUGGUGGCGGAGCUGGUCUCCUCUCCGCUCCCCACCCACCUUGUCUCUUUGCCCACCCACCCACCUGCUCCCCACCCCUCCCCACCCAUCUGCACCCCUCCCCACCAGGUGCGGUUCAACCCGGGGUGGCUGGAGGAGGGGGAUGACAGGGUGGUGGCGGAGCUGGUGCGGUUCAACCCGGGGUGGCUGGAGGAGGGGGACGACGGGGUGGUGGCGGAGCUGGUGGGGUCGCAGAUGCUGCCGCUCGUGCUGCAGCCGGGCCGCAUCAUCCUCACGCCCUACAGCGUCUACUUCCAGCCCUUCAACGUCGUCUCCUCCGUGCCGGUCGUGCGGCACCCGCUGCGGACCGUCACGGCUGUCAUGCGCCGAUCCACACAUCUCCAAGAGGUGAGCAGGUUAGAGGGAGGGACACUCGAGCCUGCUGCUGCUCCUGCAGCUGCAGCCAGGCCGCAUCAUCCUCACGCCCUACAGCGUCUGCUUUCAACCCUUCAACGUCGUCUCCUCUGUGCCAGUUGUGCGGCACCCCCUGAGAACGGUCACGGCUGUCAUGAGGAGAAGCACACACCUCCAAGAGGUGAGCGGGUUAGAGGGAGGGACACACACUCGUCUCGUUUUCUCCUGCAGCUGCAGCCGGGCCGCAUCAUCCUCACGCCCUACAGCGUCUACUUUCAACCCUUCAACGUCGUCUCCUCUGUGCCAGUUGUGCGGCACCCCCUGAGAACGGUCACGGCUGUCAUGAGGAGAAGCACACACCUCCAAGAGGACCGUCACCGCUGUCAUGAGGAGAAGCACACAUCUGCAGGAGAUCGGAGUCGAGAUCUUCUACUCACAAUGGUCAAGCAUCUACUUCACGUUCAAGUCAACCCAGGACUGCUCCCGGUUCUACUCGCUGCUGCUGCAGCAGGUGAGACUGUUCCGAGUCCUUCUCACCGUUCCUCCCUCCACUCCCUCCCUCUCUUCCUUCUCUCCUCUCUCCUCUCCCACCCUCUCCCCCUCCCCUCCACUUUCCGCUCCCUCCCUCUCCUCCUUCCACCCUCCUUCCUCUCCUCUCCUCUUCCCCCUUUGACCUUCCCCCUCUCCCCCCUCUCCUCCUCUUUCCCCUCCCUUCCCUUGCGCUUCUCCCCUCUUCCCUCCUCCUCCCAGCCCGGGCUGUCAAUAGAGAGCAUGCGCAGUCGGGACAAGUGGCCCGGGCUGUCAAUAGAGAGCAUGCGCAGUCGGGACAAGUGGGUGAGGGAGUGGGUGAGUGGCGCCAUCUCCAACUUCGACUACCUCAUGUACCUCAACCGCGAGGCUAACCGCUCCUUCAACGACCUCUCGCAAUACCCCGUCUUUCCCUGGGUUAUUGCGGAUUAUACCUCCAAGGAGCUUGAUCUUACCUCCCCAGCCACCUUUCGAGACUUGCGCAAGCCCGUGGGCGCGCUCAACCCCGAGCGCCUGGAGAAGUUCCGGCAGCGCUACGACGACCUGGCAGAGCUCUACGAGGACUGGGCGGGAAACUUCCCGGAAGGCGAGGUGCCGCCGCACGUGCCGGGCACGCCGGCCCCGGCGUUCCUGUACGGGUGCCACUACUCAACGCCCGGCUACGUGGUGUAUGUGCGCGUGCGCGACGCCCCCCAGCUCAUGCUGCGCCUCCAGAAUGGCCGAUUCGACAUGCCUGACCGCCUCCUCUCUUCCAUCCCCGAGAUGUGGGAGGGGGCGUACAACAACCCGUCAGACCUCAAGGAGCUCAUUCCAGAGUUCUAUUCGCUCUCCACGUCCUUCUUGCUCAACUCCCAAGGACUAGACCUGGGCGUCAAGCAGGACGGAGUGCCGGUGGGGGAUGUGGUGCUGCCGCCCUGGGCCACCGACGCUCACGACUUUGCCGCCAAGAUGCGCCAAGCGCUAGAAUGCCCCUACGUGUCAAAGCGUCUGCACCAUUGGAUCAACCUCGUGUUUGGGUGCAAGCAGAGGGGCGAGGCAGCAGUGGAGGCCGAUAAUGUCUUCCACCCGCUCACUUACGACGACAUAGGCGCUCAGGUGCUAGCAUCAGUGGAGGACGACACAGUGCAGCAGGCACUAACGGUGCAGAUGAGGGAGUUUGGCCGCACGCCCAAGCAGCUCUUCACAGCACCGCACCCGCGCCAGCUGCGCAAGGAAGUGCGCGUCAUUCACAGAUACGUGCGCACAGCAUCAAGAGCCAUGCGCCUGCCGUCGCUCUUCCGCCAGUCAACAGUGGAUUCACACAUCGUGGUGCAGUCACUCUCCACUCUCAACCGCGUCUCCACCCACCGCUCGCACCUCGACUCCAAACUCAAGUCGCGCCGGGGGUACGCUGCUGGUUGGGUUGGGGGAGUGGGCCUUGCCUGCCAUCGCUGCUGGCUGGUUGGGUUGCUGGCUGGGUUGCUGGCUGGGCUGGGUUGGGGGGCAUGCAGUGGGCCUUGCCUGUCGCUUCUCCUCGUCCGCCAGUCAACAGUGGAUUCACACAUCGUGGUGCAGUCGCUCUCCACUCUCAACCGCGUCUCCACCCACCGCUCCCACCUCGACACAAAAUUGAAGUCCCGCCGCGGCGACAAGACCAUUCUGAUGGGAGCGCUGAACCCGCUGGUGGAGCUGGCACUGCCAGAUCGGUCGGUGUACCGUGCCAUCGCAGAGGUGGCGGGGGCCACUGUGGAGGGUUACAAGACCAUUCUGAUGGGAGCGCUGAACCCUUUAGUGGAGCUGGCGCUGCCCGACCGGUCGGUGUAUCGUGCCAUCGCACAGGUGGCAGGCAGGGGCCACUGUGGAGGGGUGAUGUUGCGAGGUGUUGUGAGGCAACCAACACCACCUUCCCCCCCUCCCCACCCCACUCUCCCCACCAGCUACAAGACCAUCCUAAUGGGAGCGCUGAACCCUCUGGUGGAGUUGGCGCUGCCGGACCGCUCCGUGUACCGUGCCAUCGCGCAGGUGGCAGGGGGCGAGAAGGACAGGGAAGGGCAGGAGUUUGGCCUCGAGUGGCUGGAAAACACAGCCAUGUACAGAGAAGCAGGUAGGGCUGCUGCUACAACCCGGCCAAAGCCAGACAUGCUUCAAAUCUCGAGUGCCAAGUAUAUGCUGCCCCUCAUGCCUCUCGCCCACUCGAAGCGCACCGACCAGCGGGCGGCAGCCAUGCGGGCGGUUGCCGCCCUCUGCAAGCCGGACGCCAACCGGCAAUUCGUCUAUUCUGCAGGCUUUCUGGAGCCCAUCGAGGCAGCGAUCGUGGGCGGAUACGACCGGGGCACCAAGGCGGCAGUGGAUGCGAUCGCGAAGCUCUCAGUGCUGCCGGAGGUGGUGGAGGAGUUCAGCACAGCUGGCGUCCUCUCAUUGGUCGACCUCCUCGUCAUGAGCGACAACUCGUUGCAGGCAGUGGAGACCCAGGCUCUAGCGUGUGAGGCGUUGUGGCGGCUGUGCGGGUUGAGGCGCCACCGCCUGCCUGCCCUUGGCCGGGACGUGCUGCCGCGCCUGCUGCCACUGGUGCGAGCGGGGGAGCACUUUACGGUGGAGCUGAGGGAGAUGGCUCUGAGGGCGCUGGCUGCUGUGUGCGUGGAGACCAGCAGCCAGGAGGAGAUGCUUCAAAGAGGAGGCCUCAAGGAGGUGCUCGAGAUCUGCGCCAUGGAAGCAGGAAACAUCCUGGAAGCUGCCAUCGCCGCGCUCGCCGCCCUCUGCCGCAACCCGGAGCUGCGACUACAGAUCGCGGUGGAGGGCGGGCUUCGUCUCUUGUGCAACGCGUCGUGCGCCGCCGAGGCGCAGAUACAGGAGGUGGCAGCGAGUGCGCUGCAGAGCCUGCUGGGCGAUGGGGUGAUUCUGAACGGAGUGAUAAGGGAGGAGGGGCUGUGGUCGAUUAUUGCCAUGGCCCAGUCGCAGCACCACGAGGUGCAGAGAUUGGCUGCCCGGGCCUUCUGGUACCUGGCCAUUCACUGCGAGAACAAACGACAGGUGAUGGCGUUGGGGGGUCUGCAAUCACUGUUAGCAUUAGCAGCGCUGGGGGAGCGCAACCGGCACGCCACGCUGCUGGCAGAGGAGGCUCUGCUGCGCCUCUCAGAGGACCGCCACAUCCACGCCCACCUCAUGCGCGAGCAAGCGUUUCUCGCCCGCACCGCUGCAUCUGGUGCCGCUGCUGCUAGUGCUGGUGGUGCUGCUGGUGGUGGUGCUGCUGGUGCUGGUGCUGGUGGGGCUAGUGGUGCAGGGGGCAUGGUAGCAGCAGGCAAGGGGAUGGUCUAUCAACGACCCUUGACGCCCCCCUUCUGGACCAGCUCUGUUCUCUCUCCCGCCACCACCUCUGCAGCUAUUGAAUCCACCCACAAGCAGCCUCCUGCAGCUGCUAGCGGUGGUGUGACUGCACCUGCUGUCGCCACCAGGGACAGCCAUAACAUCAACGUCUAA